AUGGCGCCCAGAAAAGCUUCUCACGCGGGCUCGUGGUACUCAGACAGCCAACGUCAUCUGACUCGUCAGUUGGAUCAAUGGUUGGGUCAGGUUCCUGAUGAGAUCCAGGGUAUAGGACGUUUGCCUGUGCCUGGUGCUCGUGUUGUUAUUGCUCCACAUGCGGGAUAUGCAUAUUCAGGUCCUUGUGCUGCUUAUGCGUACAAAGCGUUGGACUUGUCGAAGGCGAAACGCAUAUUUGUCCUUGGACCAUCGCACCACCACUACCUCUCGACUCUGGCUCUCCCACAGCUAACAUCCUAUUACACCCCGUUAUCCAAUGACCCCCUCCCGCUGGACACCGAACUCAUCACCAAGCUCCUGGCAACCAAAGCCAUCAGGCCCGACGGUACCACUGUCAACUUCACAACCAUGACACGGUCGAUCGACGAAGACGAGCACAGCAUCGAGCUCCAUCUCCCCUACAUCCAUCGUCUCCUCCAACUCCAGCAUCCCAACACCCCAACCUCGCAAUACCCUCCUCUCGUCCCGAUCAUGGUUGGAGCGACCUCUGCCGCGACAGAACACGCGUUUGGAACCCUCCUGGCGCCAUAUCUGGCUGACCCGUCGAAUGCCUUCGUCAUCAGCUCGGACUUUUGUCACUGGGGUCUUCGUUUCCAAUACACGUACUACGUGCCACAGGCACCGAAGCCAGGACCCCGUCUUCCACUUUCCAGCGACUCCCUCCCGCAACCUGGAGCCGACCCCGCGCACAUCGAAGACAAACUGGAAAUGGUCUCAGUGGGCCAGAUGCUACAACGCCGAGACAGGAUUCAGAAAAACGAGCCCGCUAUCCACGAGAGUAUCUCUGCGUUUGACACGGCGACCAUGGCGGCUAUCACUACUGGAGCUACAGGGACAUUCUUGGAUACGAUCCAGUCAACGGGGAAUACUGUUUGUGGGCGACAUCCGAUUGGGGUUAUUAUGGCUGGGAUUGAGGAGUUGACGCACGAGGGCGAGCGGGGAAAGUUUCAUUUUGUGAGGUACGAGCGUAGUUCAGACGCGGUUGAAGUGUCGGAUAGUUCUGUGAGUUAUGUGUCUGCGUUUGCCGUGCUGUAG
Aspergillus ruber CBS 135680 is the source of this 1095-nucleotide messenger RNA. Its product is annotated as protein MEMO1. The transcript has 3 exons. Lineage: Eukaryota; Fungi; Ascomycota; Eurotiomycetes; Eurotiales; Aspergillaceae. The coding region runs from base 1 to 1095 and encodes 364 amino acids. The record is from RefSeq and is a predicted model, not a curated record.